UACAACUGGUGCCAGGAAGCUGCGGUAGCCAAGCCAAGGCGCUGGAGGAAGUUCUUCAAGUUUCACAUCUGCCGUCCAACUCUACAGAGAGUGCAGACGUGGUACUCUCUUAGAACGUUCGCGAUAUACCUCGGCUUUUAUCAUUUCCGUUCGAGCUCCACUGGACAACAGCGACUUUCACGAUGUCCGUCGCUGGGUUUAGGAAGCAAUUAAUCAAAGGCUGUCAGUUGGUCAGUGAGAAGGUCGGAGCUGCAGAGGGAACCAAGCUAGAUCAAGACUUCAAGGACCUUGAAAAGAGAGCAGAUAUUACCAGCAAAGCAGUAGUUGAAGUCGUCAACAGAACAACGGACUACCUCCAGCCUAACCCGGCCCACAGAACGAAGCUCUCCAUGCUCAAUACGAUGUCCAAAAUCCGUGGACAGACAAACAAUCUUGGGUACCCGCAGGCCGAGGGCCUCCUAGCAGACUGCAUGAUGAAAUACGGAAUGGAAAUGGGCAGUCAAAACAACUUUGGUGGCGCUCUUGUGGCUGUUGGAGAAUCAAUGAAAAAAUUGUCGCAAACCAAGGACAGUCUGGACAUGGACGUUAAGCAGAAUUUUCUUGACCCACUGCAAGUAAUUGUUGAGAAGGACAUCAAAGAUAUACAGCACCAUCUGAAGAAAAUGGAGGGCCGCCGCUUGGACUACGAUUAUAAAAAGAAACGUCAGGGUAAAAUUCCAGAGGAGGAAAUCAGACAGGCCCUGGAGAAAUUUCAUGAGUCCAAAGAAAAUGCUGAAAGUUCCAUGUGCAACUUGCUGGAGACUGAUGUGGAGCAGGUGAGCCAGCUGGCAGCUUUUGUGGAAUCAGUGUUGCAGUACCAUAGAAACGCCACAGAGAUUUUGGAGGAACUUUCUGGUGAUCUGGAAAGAAGAGUACAAGAAUGUCAGUCCCAACCAAGGCGAGAGUACAGACUCAAACCUAGGCAGAGUUUUGACUAUGGAAGGACUGAGCAAUCCAACGGUGGUUACACAUCACCUGCAACAAGCCCUCCAGCUUAUUCCCCAGGUCCAUCCCUGCCAAGAACUUCCUUCAAGAACAGAGCCUCUGCCGAGCCAAGCUGUAAAGCUCUCUACGACUUUGACCCAGAGAACGAGGGAGAGCUAGGUUUCCGUGAAGGGGACAUCAUCACUCUGGUCAGUUACAUCGAUGAAAACUGGUUGGAGGGAAGGCUCCACGGCAAGACGGGAUACUUCCCCAACAACUACGUCCAAGUGAUCGUUCCCCUACCGCAGUGACAUAUUGGUGGAAAAACUAAACAUCUCACAAUUGGGGUUUAUUUGGUCAAAAGGCAUUUUUAUAAAUACCAUUUGGUUUUUCAAAAUGAAGGAACAAAGGCUUGAAGGUUUGAAAACUGACAGUGUAAUGUUUGGGUGCAUGUAUCACUCCCCAGGUUUUUGACCCGCAAUGCACCUUUGCACUUUUCACACGACGACGUUCUCACUUGAGGGAUGUUUUUUUUUUUUUUUUUUUUUAAGAACGCUUCAAACACUAGUGGGUGCACUAACUGUAUUAAUAUAUUGACUACGUGAUUUUUUUAAAUUAGAUAAAACACCUUUUCUGUUUAAGCAAUUUGCUUCAUAUAAGCUGGUGGUGGGGUCAUCAUGAAGCGUUGCUAGUUUUUAUCCAGUCAAACACUGCCACCUAGUGUGGUCCUUACUCUUGUUCAGUCAAAACUUAAAGCCUUCAACCCUAUCACAAACCAAAGCACACAUCGAUGGCUUAAAAACUAUAUUUAUUGUAUGGGAAAACUGAAACAUCUUUCUAGCAAAACUCUUUGUAUAAAAUCCGAUAUCUUAUGAAAAAGUCCCGCAAAUGUAAAUUUUUCAUCAAACAAACAAACUGGGAGGUGGUCUUUUACGGAAUGCUAUUUUUGCCAAUCGUAUUAUGCCAAUAGAAAAUACCAGUUUACCCAGCGGUGCCCCCAAUGGUUUUGCGACUGGGCUGUUGAUAGAUCCUGACAUGUCACCAAACAAAUAACACUAUAUACUGAAGGUGAAGGAUAAUAGAAACACAGGUAUAAUUUAAGACUUUUUAUUUUCUUCCUAUCACUAUUGUGUGUCGCUGACAUAGAUGAAAAUAGAAGCAAUAUUUAUAGUAAAUCAUUUUCAGACCAAGUUAUAUUGACCUUUCUCCUGCCACCCUUUGGUUGGAAACUACUGGUUUAUCCAAACGCUAUUUAUUUCUCUGGGCUGUUUUAAACUAGUGCUAUUCAUCAAAAUUUAACAUAGCCAAUCAUGUGAUCACAUAUACAGGAGUAGAUUUUAAUGUGCUAAUUUAUACUCUUCUUUGCAUUGUUCCUUUGCACUCUAAUAUUUGCGAUAAUUACUAUACUGUAAGUCUAAUACCAAAGCCAUAAACUCCAGCGUCAAUUUUCUCGCACUCCAUUGACGCUGCUGGCAGUGUCCCUCACAAUGUAUUCCGGGCACUCAACCAGCUGUAUGAAGGAAUUAUCUGCCUGCGAUUUGGUUUUUGUUAACAUUCUAGACAAGCUGUCGCCUUUUGUAAUUUUAACCUUUAGAAGCAUGUACUGUAUAUUACACUACUGUUUAUUGCUGCAUCGAACCCCUCCUCAUCUAUUCUGUAGAGUUUACUCAUCCAAGCAAGCCCGGUACACAAUGGCUGUUUUCACUUUGAAUUACAAGCAGGCUACGAAAAUGCGAUGGUAUGCGCAAUUCUUUAAAAUGGCAAAUUUCUCUGCCCCACAACUCAACUCUGUCAUAGCUAUUUGAACCUUGAGUGGAGAAGACAGGUCCUUUCAGGAGGAAAGACACACAGCAGUGGAUUAUGCCCUCCCCCUCUCGUCUUUAUUCACCACCUGCCCCCUGUGCCCCCUUUCUCAUUAUCAUCCCCGAUCCCAAUCCCAUGGUGCCUUUUGGAGCUCUGGUUCAUCCCUGGAAUAAUCUCGUUUCAGCAAUAUCUGCAUCUAAAUGUUAUGUUUGCAUUACUCCCAAUGCAAUUACUAAUAUUAAGAGGGUCCGUGGUUGUGGUCAUCUGUGCAGGGGAAUAGCUACAUGGUUCAGGUGUGUGUUUAUAUGCCUCAUAACGCUAAAUCAAAUUACUUUGGGAUGAAUGUCUUGGUCUUGGAAGAUAUUGAAGAUAAAUGCCUCAGAACAAAGGGCUAGAGUGUGUGUGUGCUGCUUGAUGAUGGUCGUGUAAAAGUUGCAACUCUGGAUUCCAAUCGGUCCUUAAAUGUUGCACCUGAAGGAAGUGCUUUAUUUAAUUGUACUGCAGCUUGUGUUUUGUGUGAAAAUGUAACCUUUGCAUGUGUCCUUACUAGUAUCCGUCUUAAAUGUCAUUUGGUGACUGUGACACAUUGGGAGACUAAAAGUGGGAUUAUCCUGGAUUAUCUUGAGGAUAUGUGGAUUACCUCUUCAUGAUGUUUAAUUUCUGUUUAUUUUAUGUCUUAAAUGUAAAGGGGAUGGAAGAUAUUUGCUUAUUCAAAUAAAUGUUGUCAUCAUGCUA
This is a messenger RNA of Corythoichthys intestinalis (scribbled pipefish), 3501 nucleotides long. RefSeq names its product endophilin-A2-like. NCBI's taxonomy places the organism in Eukaryota, Metazoa, Chordata, Actinopteri, Syngnathiformes, Syngnathidae. The transcript is spliced from 9 exons. Gene Ontology annotation, molecular function: protein binding. The coding region runs from base 183 to 1274 and encodes 363 amino acids. Gene Ontology annotation, cellular component: glutamatergic synapse; cytoplasm; presynapse. The record is from RefSeq and is a predicted model, not a curated record. Gene Ontology annotation, biological process: synaptic vesicle uncoating.